Molecule: messenger RNA, 1986 nt
Organism: Gorilla gorilla gorilla (western lowland gorilla)
Lineage: Eukaryota; Metazoa; Chordata; Mammalia; Primates; Hominidae
Product: folate transporter-like protein C2orf83
Exons: 3
Coding region: 236-658 (140 amino acids)
Biological process (GO): vitamin transport
Cellular component (GO): membrane
Molecular function (GO): vitamin transmembrane transporter activity
Source: RefSeq, a predicted model, not a curated record
AUUCCACGGAAUGUUAAAAUACAUUGCACCAUCCCACUUGUCUAUUUCUUCAGUCUAUCUCUGCUAAAAGAGCUUUCAGAAAGAAACUGUCAAUAGAAACCUGGGCUUCCUCAGCAGACCAAAGCCUUGAGAAGAACACAAUUCGCUGUUUUGUAUUUGAACGCACAUGUGUGUGUCCUUUUAAAACUCUUUCCAUUUGUACAAUGACAGAUUUCAGAUUGGAGUUAAUCUGAGCAUGGAAGACUAUGCCCUGACGUUUGGAAUUAAUCCCUUCAUUGCCUUGAUGAUUCAACCCAUCGUGACGAUGACUGUGGUUGACAACCAAGGACUGGGGCUUCCUGUUGACAUUCAGCACAAAGCAAAGCCCUCGCCAAAAGCCAGCCAGAUGCUGCCACCUGAUCUUGGACCUCCCAGCUUCCAGAACUUAUUAAGUCCAUCUGAGAAACUAGAGCCUUGGGACCCAGGGAUGAGGAAACUUACUGUACAGACAUGCGGGCUGACCUUCAUUCACCCUGCGGGCCAUGGCCUCUGCCAUCCAACUGCACAGGCUUCAGCCGAAACUCUCUCCAGCACUGCCCUAAACAGACCAAGUGUGAGGGAGGGAGCAUGUAAUGAAAAGUCCACAGAGAACAAGAAGCCACAAGAUUCGGUGCUCUGAAGCCAUUCUAGAUGGUUUCAGGGUAACUAGCUUCCCACCUCUGACAGGGAUACCAUGGCAAAUACCACUCUUUGCCUAGGAUUAUAAUUCUUUGUGCACAAUGCAUCCCAUCCCAAAGACAGUCCACAGCAGGACUUGCUCCAUCUCUGAACUGGUCUUACCCCCUUAAACCUGCCUUUAUAUCUAGGAGUUUCUUUAUUUUAUUUUUUUGAGACAGAGUCUCGCUCCAUUGCCCAGGCUGGACUGCAGCGGCGUGAUCUCAGCUCACUGCAACCUCCACCUCCUGGGUUCAAGUGAUUCUUGUGCCUCAGCCUCCCAAGUAGCUGGGAUUAAAGGCACGUGCCACCAUGCCUGGCCAAUUUUUAUAUUUUUAGUAGAGAUGAGGUUUCACCAUGUUGGCCAGGCUGGUCUCAAACUCUUGACUUCAAGUGAUCCGCCCGCCUCAGCCUCCCAAAGUGCUGGGAUUACAGGUGUGAGCCACCAGGCCCAGCCUAUAUCUAGGAGUCUCUUGAUGAGCAUUGGUCGACAGAAAGAAGUCUCUUCUAAAAAUUGUUAAUGCUUUUAUAGACUACUCAUAGUCUGAGUCAUAAAACAUCAUUUGCCUUUCAAUUUAUACCUUCCAAGUGAAUAUGAUUAUUGAGGAUUAUCUAAUUAUUAUCUACUUUUCUCUCUAGGUAUAAAAAACACCAUAGAUCCUAUACACACAAAAAUGGUUUUUCUAUCAGAAAUGGACUCACUCGCCUGGCAAAAGGACACAGAUUAGAUUAUUCUAAUCUCAAGGCCCCUUAGGCUUAUGAAUUCAAAAAAAAAAUAGAAGAAAUGAACAAAAACAUAAAUCACAGUUUGUUAUUAAGUAAUAUCUGAAAUGAAUUAGAAAGAAACCAUAAGCCUUAACAAUACUCCAAUCACAGUUAAAUUAAUUUAGACAGAAAAGCAAAUAGCAAUUGACUUGAAAAUAAGAAGUGGGGCCGAAGGUGGAUACAAGAAAUCCAGGAGGGCUAAGAUAAAUCCCAAAUCCAAUGUUCGCCAAUGCCUACACAUUCAGUACAACCUGAUGGCAUUAAUUCUGUGGUUGGGGAAAUGUGACAGUGAAAUCGGUAAUACCACAGUUCUAAAUGUGCACUGUUGGCUGAACUUAUGGUGUGGUGGAAGGUGAUAAAAAUUAGGCUUCUGAGAAAGGAUGGGACUCUGCCCUCCAGGCAAGGAGUAAAUGGCCCCGGCAGAUGGAAAACUACAGCAAAUGUAAUCACCUGCAUUUUGCAAAUAGGUGUGUUUCUGAGAAUUUGUUUGAAUUAGUUCUUUGUAAACAAAACAGGAUUUUGAAUGCA